This is a messenger RNA of Colossoma macropomum (tambaqui), 2027 nucleotides long. It is a transcript of the gene birc7, whose product is annotated as baculoviral IAP repeat containing 7. The record is from RefSeq and is a predicted model, not a curated record. The transcript is spliced from 7 exons. Gene Ontology annotation, biological process: regulation of cell cycle; negative regulation of apoptotic process; positive regulation of protein ubiquitination. Bases 419 to 1687 code for a protein of 422 amino acids. NCBI's taxonomy places the organism in Eukaryota, Metazoa, Chordata, Actinopteri, Characiformes, Serrasalmidae. Gene Ontology annotation, molecular function: cysteine-type endopeptidase inhibitor activity involved in apoptotic process; ubiquitin protein ligase activity. Gene Ontology annotation, cellular component: nucleus; cytoplasm.
UGAGCAAAUAACUGCGUUAUAGCUUAUUUAAUGAACUGCGGUGACCCCUGGGUCAAACAGCUGCGCUUUCGGGUCAGAAUGAUAAGAAGCGCAGCUGUUCACUAAAUGAAUGCUGACUUAGAUUAUUGACGGUUUGCGUCUUUAUUUAAACCUUAUUACUGAUGACAGGCUUUGGUUUGAGGCCGUUACCUAAACUGUAAUCAUACUUUCAACCUAAGAUGUUAUCAAAAUAUGUAAACAAAUAAACAAACAUGUAGGUCAGCUUUGCUCCCAGAGGCUGGGCAAGGUUAGCAGGGGCGCGUGCCAUUGUGUUUGCUAUUGAGUGCUGCUCCGCGCGGGAGGUGGGCUGGACAGCUGUUCUAGAAAGCUGGACGGUCCAGGUUGCUCGCCUCGCCCCUCACAGGCUCUCUUGUGAUAUAUGGCCAGCGGGGGCUUCAAGCCGCACCUGAAUGGUCCGUUAUGGACCGAGAGCGGGAUGAGCGUCACAGAAGAGCAACAUGGCGGCGACCACCGCAGCGGAGCCCCGAGGCCGGGGAUGCUCAGCGAGGAAGAGCGACUUCGCACUUUCCGCCACUGGCCAAGAGACGCGCCGGUCACCCCGGCAGACCUCGCCCGGGCUGGCUUCUACUUUCUGGGCCAUGAGGACUCGGUACAGUGCUUCUGCUGCGACGGGGUCCUGCGGUGCUGGGUCCGCGGGGACGAACCGCUGGACGAGCACAAACGGCACUUCCCAGCAUGCCACUUCGUUCUGGGGAGAAAUGUAGGAAACAUCCCGCGACCACCAGGAUCCCCGGACUCGGUGGACGGACAGCUGCUGAGCCAGCUCCAGAGGAUGGGAGUGGAUGAGCAGAUAGCCGGCGGACAGGCCGUUUACCCGGAGAUGGAGUCCGAGGACACCCGGCUGACCACUUUCCACAACUGGCCAACGGGCGCUUCGGUGCAGCCGGACACUUUAGCGCGGGCAGGAUUCUUUUACACAGGUCAUGGUGACAAUGUGAAGUGUUUCUUCUGUGAUGGUGGUUUGAGGAACUGGGAGCCUGGAGACGAUCCAUGGCAGGAACAUGCUAAGUGGUUUCCACGAUGUGAGUAUCUGCUUCAGUCCCGAGGGCAGGAGUAUGUGAACAACAUUCAGCAGUCGUACUUCAACAUGUCAGAGACGGGUGGAUCUGAGACUUCAGCUGCUGCAGAUAUAACCUCAGGCCACGAGGUGCUGAGUGGACAGAGUGCAGUGGCGACGGCCAUGUUGUCCCCUGUGGUGCAGUCAGUGCUGCAGAUGGGUUUUCGGCAGGAGCUGGUGGAGAGUCUGGUCCAGUCGCGCUACCUGCUCACUGGCCACCACUACACCUCCGUCUCCGACCUGGUGGCGGACAUCCUGCAGGCCGAGGAGGAGGAGAGGCAGGGCAGCGAGUCCAGACCAGAGCCUGUGGUGAGGCAGGGCAGUAGUGCUGGUGAAGUGAGGACUCAGGCCUCAGUCGGGGAGAAAGUGCUGGGGAACCUGAGUGCGGAGGAGCAGUUGAGGCAGCUUCAGGAGGAACGCACCUGUAAGGUGUGUAUGGACAAGCUGGUUUCCAUGGUGUUCAUUCCCUGCGGUCACCUGGUGGUCUGUACAGACUGUGCAGCCAGCCUUCGGCACUGCCCCAUCUGCAGAGCGGUCAUUCGGGGCAGCGUUCGCGCCUUCAUGUCCUAAGACCUGCAUAAACGCCCUCCUACACACGUUUACACCCCUGACAGACAGCUUUGACAAAAACUAUGAAACACAGUUCAGCUCACAGUUAGCUGGUCACUGGAAGGAGAUUAAUGGCAUUUUUCCACUGGGCAGUGCGGGACAGCACGGUACGGCUAGAAAUCCUGCCAAAAAAAGAGCUUAGACCAGCUGUGUUAUACUAGUCUAGUGCUAGUUUAGCUGGUUACCCAGCACGAUCAUGCAGGUUGACCAGAACACCAGCAUCCAAAACACAUGUCUUGUUUUUGGUGGUGAUCAGUCUGUAUUACAGCUUUCAUUGAUGCUGAACAACAUUCCAGCAUGC